This is a messenger RNA of Guillardia theta CCMP2712, 888 nucleotides long. RefSeq lists its product as hypothetical. Gene Ontology annotation, biological process: response to oxidative stress. Gene Ontology annotation, molecular function: glutathione peroxidase activity. NCBI's taxonomy places the organism in Eukaryota, Cryptophyceae, Pyrenomonadales, Geminigeraceae. Bases 1 to 888 code for a protein of 295 amino acids. The transcript is spliced from 8 exons. The record is from RefSeq and is a predicted model, not a curated record.
AUGGCCAAGGACGUCAUGUAUGCUAUUCUCUCCGGGUAUCAUCGUUACUGUUUGCCUUGCCGGCCUUAUCCUGGCAUCAAAGAACGUGAAUCCGGCAGUGUCAAAGGGUUGAUCGUUGCCGAUCUCUCAGAGGAGGAGUGCCAGAUUCUCGACUACUUUGAGGGAGACGAGUAUGAAAAGCGUCAGCUGCGGGUUCAAGUGUCGAGGGAAGCCAUUGAAGUCAGCAGCCCAGGGCUUCUCCCCAUGGAAACAUAUAUGCUGAGUGAGGAUACGGUCUUGGUGAAUGCGUACGUGUACAAGGGUGACGACGAUGUCUAUGGGACAUGGCACAUCGAAGAUUUUCUGCGAUCCAACAUCCUGGAUGACUACGUCUCUGAUUCCAGCGGAUUCCGCACCCUUGGAAGGAUCGGAGGUCUUGGUCUGGCCCUCGCUGCUCCCGUUCGCAUGGCAUCAGCAUCGAGCUUGACCAUGUCUGGACGUGUUCUUGACGGCAUCACUGCCAAGGACAUCGACGGCAACAUGUACAGCAACGACGAGCUUGUGGUGUUGGGGUUUCCCUGCAACCAAUUCGGAGGACAAGAACCUGGAACAGAUGCUGAGGUGAAGGCAUUUGCUCAAGGCAAAUACGGCGCGAAGUUCCCACUUUUCUCGAAGAUCGACGUGAACGGUCCCAACGCUCAUCCCUUGUACCAGAAGUUGAAGAAGUCUGCUCAGAACAAGACUCUUCUUUCGCUGAUGGGGGAUGACAUCAAGUGGAACUUUGGCAAGUUUCUGAUCAGCAACGGUGUGGCGGUCAAGCGCUUCGAACCGACGAGCAACCCGCUCUCGAUCGUAGGCGACAUCGACUCUGCCAUCCAGAAGGCCCAGAUCAUAGGGCGCUCAAAGUGA